Messenger RNA from Arachis duranensis, 1171 nucleotides. Its product is annotated as LOB domain-containing protein 16-like. Bases 331 to 984 code for a protein of 217 amino acids. The record is from RefSeq and is a predicted model, not a curated record. Lineage: Eukaryota; Viridiplantae; Streptophyta; Magnoliopsida; Fabales; Fabaceae. The transcript has 2 exons. Gene Ontology annotation, biological process: hormone-mediated signaling pathway; positive regulation of DNA-templated transcription. Gene Ontology annotation, cellular component: nucleus.
ACACGAAAUGACGAAAUAAUUAAUGAAGCAAUCCAAGUUACAUUAACCUUACCCUCCCCAUAGAAAAUAUUGCAUCAACCAUUAAGCAAUGUUCCCCUCGAACCCUGCAUUAUGAACCCUCCUUUGUCCCCCAUUCACAUUUUCUCAUAUAAUAUAAAUAUAAGACCCUCCUUUAUACUUCCCCUUAUUCCAUUGUCCCACACACAAUUCAUCAAUUUCCCCUAACAAAAAUAACGUAACCAUCUCUUUCCCAAUCCCUCUCCAACCAAAUAUAUAUAUAUACCAUAGUCCUCACAGAUUAAUUUCCUUAAUUGCAAAAUAUAUAUAAGUAUGGCUUGUUCAAGUGGAAAUGGAACAAGCAGUGGUGGAUCAGGUUCACCGUGUGGGGCGUGCAAGUUUCUGAGGAGGAAGUGUGCUGCAGAUUGCAUAUUUGCACCAUACUUCUGCUCAGAACAAGGGCCUGCAAGAUUUGCAGCCAUACAUAAGGUCUUUGGUGCAAGCAACGUUUCCAAGCUCUUGCUUCAUAUUCCCGCUCAUGAUCGCUGUGAGGCUGUUGUCACCAUUGCUUAUGAGGCUCAAGCUCGUAUCAGAGACCCCGUUUAUGGUUGCGUCUCUCACAUUUUCGCAUUACAACAACAGGUAGCAUGCUUGCAGGCACAAUUGAUGCAAGUGAAGGCUCAGCUGGCACAGAAUCAAAUAGAGAAUCAAUGGGCAGGGAAUGUUGGUGGAGCCAUGAACAAUCCAUUUGGUCACACCAAUUACAUGAACCCUCCUAUAUCUCCUCAGAGUUCACUUGAAUCAAUUGAUCAUCACAGCAGCAGCAUCAUUGAUAUGCAUGACACAAGACCAGAGGAUUUCAACUCAUUCCAACAACAACAACAACAACAACAACAAGCUUCUUCUAAGAGAAGAUCAUAUAACAACAACAACAACAAUGACCUGGGUGAGCUGCAAGAGUUGGCACUUAGGAUGAUGAGGAACUAAUUAUUAUUACUUCUAUUAUUAGCAUUAGCCUUUCUAAUAACACUAUGUUUUCUUAUCAUCCAACACUAUUGUUAUUUGAACAUAGUUAUGUCGUAUUUUGUACUAAAAUCUACCUCUUAUCUUAUAAUGAAUGGGUAUGUCUGUUCAAAAUAUAAUGAUAAUAACUAUGUUUAUUUUUUUUCUUCAA